AUGUCAGAAGAAGUGAAAUCAGUGUUAUUGAUUGGUGGUGCAGGUUUUCUAGGUCUGCAUUUAAUUCAACAAUUUUAUGAUAUGGCUAGUAAGCCUCAGAUUUGUGUAUUUGAUGUUAGACCAUUACCAGAGAAGUUAUCUAAACAAUUUACAUUUGAUCCCGAAGCUAUUAAAUUCUUCAAAGGUGACUUAACUUCCGAAGAUAGUGUUACAGAAGCUAUUAAAUUAACAAAUGCUAAUGUUGUAGUUCAUGCUGCUUCUCCAAUUCACGGUGGUGAGGCCAGUAUUUAUGAGCUAGUAAAUGUAAGGGGUACUAGAAACAUCCUAGAUGUAUGUAAAAAAACAGGUGUUACCACUUUUGUAUACACUUCUUCCGCUGGUGUUAUCUUUAAUGGUCAAGAUGUCCAUAACGCCGAUGAGACAUGGCCAAUUCCUGAAGUUCCAAUGGAUGCCUAUAAUGAGACUAAGGCAAUCGCGGAAGAUAUGGUUUUGAAAGCUAAUGAUCCAGCCAAUGGGUUUUACACAGUCGCCUUACGUCCUGCUGGUAUCUUUGGUCCAGGUGACAGACAAUUGGUUCCUGGUUUAAGAACUGUGGCUAAGUUAGGACAAUCAAAAUUCCAAAUUGGUGACAACAACAAUCUGUUUGAUUGGACAUACGCAGGUAACGUUGCGGAUGCUCAUGUUUUGGCAGCAGAAAAAUUGCUGAACCCUCAGACUCGUGAUAAUGUCGCCGGUGAGACUUUUUUUAUUACUAAUGAUACACCAUCCUAUUUCUGGGCUCUAGCUCGUACCGUUUGGAAAGCAGACAAUCAUAUCGAUAAGCGUGUUAUAGUGUUAAAGAGACCUGUUGCUAUUCUAGCUGGUUACCUUUCUGAAUUUUUCUCUAAAUUAUUAGGAAAAGAACCUGGUUUAACACCAUUCCGUGUCAAGAUCGUAUGUGCCUACCGUUAUCACAAUAUUAGUAAAGCUAAGAAAUAUCUAGGUUACAAGCCAAGAGUCGAUAUCGAGCAAGGUAUUAUGAAUACUUUGGCUUGGAUGGAUGAAGGUUUAGAAUGA
Maudiozyma barnettii is the source of this 1056-nucleotide messenger RNA. RefSeq names its product sterol-4-alpha-carboxylate 3-dehydrogenase (decarboxylating) (gene ERG26). The transcript has a single exon. Gene Ontology annotation, biological process: steroid biosynthetic process. The record is from RefSeq and is a predicted model, not a curated record. NCBI's taxonomy places the organism in Eukaryota, Fungi, Ascomycota, Saccharomycetes, Saccharomycetales, Saccharomycetaceae. Gene Ontology annotation, molecular function: 3-beta-hydroxy-Delta5-steroid dehydrogenase (NAD+) activity. The coding region runs from base 1 to 1056 and encodes 351 amino acids.